AUCAACUAAGUUUGCACAACUUAUUCAUUCGCUUUUAUAAACAACCAUGAACUCCUUCGUGACAACGUUAUGGUUUGCGUUGACCGUGCUCUUGAGUUUCGUGCACGCGGAUGAUACCAUCACAUGUGAUGCCACCACCAAAUGUCCUGAAUCAGCUCCUUGUUGUUCGCAAUUCGGUAUCUGUGGUACCGGGGCUUACUGUCUUGGUGGUUGUGAUAUCAGAUACUCAUUCAACCUCACCAGUUGUAUGCCCAUGCCAAGAAUGGACUCUUUCCAAUAUCAAUUUGACUCCAAGGAUAAAGUCGAACAGAUCGAACAACAAUAUGAAUACUUGGGUAAUUCCAGUGAAGCCGACUGGGUCUUCUCUGGUUGGGUCGACUACCAUGACGAUGCCCUUUUAGUGCAAAUGCCAAAAAAUACAACCGGUACUGUCUUGUCAAGUACCAAAUACAUCUGGUAUGGUAAGGUUGGUGCAACUAUUAAAACUUCUCACGAUCAAGGGGUUGUUACAGCCUUUAUUUUGUUUAGUGAUGUUCAAGAUGAAAUCGAUUAUGAAUUUGUUGGUUAUGACACCAAGAAUCCGCAAUCCAAUUACUAUUCUCAAGGUAUUUUGAACUAUAACAACGCUAAAAACUCCACCGUUAAUGACACGUUUGAUUACUACCACUUGUAUGAAUUUGAUUGGAGUGAAACCAAGAUUGAUUGGUAUGUCGAUGGUGAAAAAGUUCGUACUUUGCAAAGACUGGAUACCUGGAAUGACACAACCAAGAGAUUCGAUUUCCCACAAACCCCAUCGCGUAUUCAAAUCUCGUUAUGGCCAGGUGGUGAUCCUUCUAAUGGGUUAGGUACUAUUGAAUGGGCUGGUGGGUUAAUCAAUUGGGAUACUCCAGAUAUUCAAAACUAUGGUUAUUAUUACGCCUAUAUUAAGGAAUUCCAUGUUGAAACUGCCAAUUUAAUUGACGGGGUUAAACUUGAUGGUAGUUCCAGUAACUCUAACGAUUACCAUGCAUUCCUUUAUAAUUCUACUGCAGGUAACCAAGAAAAUGUCUACCUCACUAAUAAAAAGACAUGGUUAGGAAGCCAAGAUGCUGUUGGAUUUAAUCCACAAAACGACGUCAAACCAUCCUCGUCCUCAUCAUCAAAAUCUGUUAAAGCAACCACCCAUUCCAAGACUGUGGUAAAAACCAGUGGAAGUAAAACCUUCACUACAACUGAAGUAACCACCAGCAGUGAGACGAGCAACAACAACAACAACAACAACAAUGCACCACCAGUAAAUGCAGCACAAGCUGCUCAAAAGACUGGUACCUCCGACAAUGGAUACAAUCCAAGUGCCGGUAUUGGUGGAUUUGUUCAAGAUACAAGUAACACUGACAGUGCUGAUACUGGUAGUGGUAAUGGAAGCAGUGGCAAAAAUGCAGCUAGUGGUUUGAAUGUUGGUGUUAUGGGUAUUCUCUUUAGUGUUAUCUUGGGUGGUUCAUUAUUAUUGUAAAAUUGUUAUCUUUUUUAGAUGCAUGUUUUGUAAGUUAUUUAUAAUAUAAGUGUUAAAUUUAAGAUGUACUUGUAGGGAACACAGAGGUGGAAUUGCAAUUUUAUAUUUUUUUUUUGCAUCUAAAUUUGAUAUGUUCAAGGACUAGGAAGGUUCUACGAUUUGUUUUCAAAUACUCAAUUAUAACAG
Spathaspora passalidarum NRRL Y-27907 is the source of this 1678-nucleotide messenger RNA. RefSeq names its product Utr2p (gene UTR2). Bases 47 to 1492 code for a protein of 481 amino acids. Gene Ontology annotation, biological process: fungal-type cell wall organization; carbohydrate metabolic process. Lineage: Eukaryota; Fungi; Ascomycota; Pichiomycetes; Serinales; Debaryomycetaceae. Gene Ontology annotation, molecular function: hydrolase activity, hydrolyzing O-glycosyl compounds; glycosyltransferase activity. Gene Ontology annotation, cellular component: fungal-type cell wall. The record is from RefSeq and is a predicted model, not a curated record. The transcript has a single exon.